GUCCUCCCCUGGGCGGAGGCCAGUGUGUCUUCCCAGCCUGCCCCAGAGGAGCAUUGCUGGGUGUCCAGGGCAGGGCUGCCUACCCAUCCCUGGCCCCUGGACCCCUGGCAUCUGGGGCAGAAGCAACAUCAAAGCAGGGAUUGGCCAGCUCCCACCCCAAAUGCCAAGCAGGCCAGGCUCAGGGAGCACUUGGGGGCGUGACGAAUCCCAGCCAGUCUCCAGUUCGCGUCCCCGGGCCAGUCUGCCUUGGGCCUUGCCCCACCAUGACGCGCCCAUCAUUCAGCCUGGCUCAUCUGCUCACCCUUUCGGGACUGCUGUGCUACUCAUCUUGCAGCCUGGCCCUUCCUGGCCUGGAUCAGAAGAAACGUGGCAGCCACAAAGCAUGCUGCCUGCUGACACCCCCUCCGCCCCCACUGUUCCCACCACCCUUCUUCAGAGGGGGCCGAAGUCCGCUUCUCUCCCCAGACAUGAAGAAUCUCCUCCUGGAACUCGAGACCACACAGUCCCCAUGCAUGCAGGGCUCUCUCGGCUCCCCUGGACCCCCCGGCCCCCAGGGUCCACCCGGACUUCCUGGCAAGACAGGACCAAAGGGAGAAAAGGGGGAGCUUGGCCGACCAGGAAGGAAGGGUAGACCUGGCCCCCCAGGUGUUCCUGGCAUGCCUGGGCCUGUCGGCUGGCCUGGCCCUGAAGGACCCAGGGGUGAAAAAGGUGACCUGGGCAUGAUGGGCUUGCCAGGGUCAAGAGGACCAAUGGGCUCCAAGGGCUACCCAGGAUCCAGAGGGGAAAAGGGAUCCAGAGGUGAAAGGGGUGACUUGGGUCCCAAAGGAGAAAAGGGUUUCCCAGGAUUUCCUGGAAUGUUGGGGCAAAAAGGUGAAAUGGGUCCAAAGGGUGAACCUGGGAUAGCAGGACACCGAGGACCCACAGGAAGACCAGGGAAACGUGGCAAGCAGGGACAGAAGGGAGAUAGUGGAGUUAUGGGCCCACCUGGCAAGCCUGGGCCUUCUGGUCAACCUGGCCGUCCAGGCCCCCCGGGGCCCCCAGGCCCCCCAUCUGCAGGACAACUUGUAAUGGGACCCAAAGGGGAGCGAGGAUAUCCUGGGCCCCCAGGAAGAUGUCUUUGUGGACCCUCUGUGAAUGUGAAUAACCCUUCCUACGGGGAAUCCAUGUAUGGGCCCAGCUCCCUGCGAGUUCCUGUGAUUUUUGUGGUCAACAACCAGGAGGAACUCGAGAGGCUGAACACUCAGAAUGCCAUUGCCUUCCGCAGAGACCAGAGAUCUCUGUACUUCAAGGACAGCCUUGGCUGGCUUCCCAUCCAGCUGACCCCUUUCUACCCUGUGGAUUCCACUAUAGACCAGCGUGGCACCUGUGGGGAUGGGGUUCUGCAGCCUGGGGAGGAGUGUGACGACGGGAACCAGGACGUGGGUGACGACUGCAUCAGUUGUCACCGGGCCUACUGUGGAGAUGGUCACCGGCAUGAGGGCGUGGAGGACUGUGACGGCUCCGACUUUGGCUACCUGACAUGCGAGACCUAUCUCCCUGGGUCAUAUGGAGACCUGCGGUGCACCCAGUACUGUUACAUCGACUCCACACCCUGCCGCUACUUCACAUGAGGGGCGUGAGGAACAGGUGGGCUGCAGCCCACAGAACUGGCAGCAGCUUCCUCAACCCCUGUCAAGUUGGCCUUGCGCUCUCCUGGGCCAGUGUCCACCAACUUUUGUGUGACAAAAACAAGGAUGAAUUCUCGCUGCUAAGACGUGUUUUUGACUCUGUCUGACUGGAAGAAUUUAGGACCACUGCAUCCUGUCUUAAUCCAAAGUACCAGAAAACUUUCUACAUGCCCACCCUGGGAACUGUUCCCUGCCUCUACCAUCUGGCCUAAGAGCCAGCUAAAAUGCCCUUUCUCUUCUGGAUUGUCAUUGGCACAGGCCGUGGACUUGGCUUAGCAUUGUUAGACUCAUGUAAACCUGCGGGGCUGUUUUAGUUUGUUGGGAGCUGAUUUGGGAAGUCUAGUGUAUAGGCUUCUUGGUCUCUUGGACCUCCAGACACACAGGUGUUCUUAGCUGGGCAGCCAGUUGUCAGGUCUCUCAAAGGCCUGAGAACCACACAGCAGUGAAGUGGACAUGUUCUCUCAAUGUGGCUCACAGCUUUGGACCCCGCCAGGGACUCUUCAUCUGGUCAGAGGACAACCCAGCUUCAUGUGGAAAUGGCUCCCCCAGGAAGAGACCCAACUGUGAAAAAGUACUGAGAAGGCCACAAAACCCAUGCUCACCUUUGCACUGCCCACUGCCCUGAGCAGAGGGUGGAGGCUCAGCUGAGUCACUUGCCUGCAAACAACAGCAGAGCAGUGGCCUCUCUCUUCUUGAUGUUUCCCACAGCGGGAUUCUUAAGAGUUUCAAAAUCCCUGCUGCCAUCUUGAUCUUGUGGCUUUCUGUACUUUGACCUCUGUCUUGCAAGGAGUGCCCCUCAUUUCCAUUUCCUGUUCAGGAGACUCACUCCAUAACUCCACACACCUGGGAAGAUGUUGGUGUUUCCGUGUCCUUAGGCAUAUACAGUCCUGGCCUUCCCCAUCUAGGGUCCCAUUGCAAGGACACUCUCAGCAGGCUGUUUCUAUCCUGAGGUGCAUCUCCUCACUUCCUGCUGACUCUUGGGGUUCCCUUUGACUCCCCUUUUGUAACUGCAUUGUGCACAUCCUUGUCCUCCUGUCUGUGUGCCUGCACUCUUCACUUUUCUAUAGAAUCCUUAGUCCUGCCUGUCUGUGAGCCACUUCUCAUGGCUGUAUUUCCUGAAGAGGGCUUGGGUUUAUCAGGGAAAGACAUCACCAGGAUUUCCCCUCUUAUUUCCAGAAGGAGGGACACACCCCACACCCUGAGCUUUUGUACAAAGCUUUUCAAUGAACCUGAGUCUUAAGGACUCAGCAAGCAGAAACUGUGGCCCAGCAGGUCAUCUGGGUGGUCUGUGGUGACAUUAUCCCAAAGAUGGUGUCCUCCAAGGCAGGAGCAUUGAUCAGCUAGUUCCCUGGGUCUCUGGGACAAGUCUUAGGGGUGGGGAGGAGGGGGAAUGUUGCUUGCAUGGACAUCCUGGGACUUCCAGAUGAGAGAUCAAGAAAUAAAGGCAUGACGGGUGUGGUGGCACAUGUCGGUAAUCCCAGCAAGUCAGGAGGCUGAGACAGGAGGAUCACAAGUUCGAGACCAGAAUCAGCAACUUAGCAAGGCCCUAAGCAACUUAGACCCUGUCUCAAAUUAAAAAUUAAAAGGGCUGGGGAUAUGGCUCAGUGGUUGAACCCCUGGGUUCAAUCCCCGGUGCCCAAAACAGCAACAAUAAUAAUUUAAAAAAUAAAAAUAAUAAGAAAGAGAGAAAGAAAGAAAAAGCAAAGAAAGCAAGCAAGCGGAUUCCUCACCAUGGCUCACUCUUCCUUGGGAGGAUGAGGCCAGCAUUUCAAUAUUGCUGGCUAGAAUGAAGAGCCCGAACUCAGUUGUGCUUCCUGGAUUCUACGGAAGGUUCUGGAAUAUGAAAGCAUUCCAGCUUCCUCAUGCUCAACAGGAGGAGGUAGUAGGACCUGCCAAAGGUCACAGAGUCCAGUCUUGCUAGCCCAGGCUUCUCUCUAAUCUUGCUUUAGGACCUUGUUUGACAUGGGUGGAGAUCUAGAACUACCCCGAGAUCUGGCCAAGAGGGACCCUGCCCUGGGUCCCACACCUUGGAGGGCAGCAUUCCUACCUUCUCUGACCUGACCCUCCCCAGGGGGUGGGGAGUCCAUGGGGCCAAGGUGACAUGCCCGCUAGAGCUUGCACACUCUCCAGGUUCCCAGGAAAACACAAUUCCCUGCCCAAGAUGUCCUGAGCCUGCACCCGCCUCCUCCCUGUGUCUGUCCUCCUGAGUGUGGCCAGUGCACACCUCUAAGUCUGAGGAGUGGCCAAAGAAAAGCCAUUCAUAAGGAUUAGAUGGAGGUUGGGGUUUCCAUGGGUGCACAUGAAGUCCCUCUCAAUGUGGAUGGGUGAGGGAGGUCAGGCUGGGGCCUGGCCCCUGCUUUCCUAGUGCUUUCAUGGUGUCAGGGACUCUGUAGAAUCUAAAUAGGCCAUAUACAUGGUCUUUAUGAAAGUAUAUUUGUUGAGGUAAACAGAACAAAUUUAAAUAAUUGUUUGAUUAUGAUGUGAAUAUUUAGGUAUUUGGAAUACAGGUGUUCAUUUCGCUCUUCUCUGGAACCCAAAAUAUUAGGGGUGGGCCUAUCUCCAGUUAUUUCAAGGGAGGGUUUUUGAAAGUCUCAGGACAAAAAAAGUAUUCAAAAUUACAUGUUUAGCUGAGUGCGGUGGCGCACGCCUGUAAUCCCAGCGGCUCAGGAGGCUGAGACAGGAGGAUUGUGAGUUCAAAGCCAGCCCCAGAAACUUAGAGAGUCCCUAAGCAACUAGCAAGACCCUGUCUCUAAAUAAAAUAUAAAAAAGGGGCUGGGGAUGUGGCUCAGUGGUUAAGUACCCCUUGGUUCAAUCCCUGGUACCCGCCCCCCCAAAUUACAUGUUUAAAAAUGUAUAUAAAAAUAGUAAUUCAGUGCCUUUGGCAUUCUGAAAUGGAAAAAUGAGAGAGAUCACAGGAGACAGGUGGCCCCCACCAGCCCGUCCUUGAAAUGCUAACUCGGUGAUGGAGGAAAUAGGUUCCCCUUGAACAGAAAUAAGUGCAUCACAAAGGGGCACUUGUAAAUAGGCUAGGCAUUCAAGAGCUCACCUGUGCCAGUUAAAUGUUUCCCAAGAUAACUUUGGGUACAUUACUUCUCAUAGCUUAAAUUUCCACACCUGAAAGAGACUUUAGAAAAGUUCUUCCAACUCUUAAUGGCUAGUGAAUUUGGACUCCGCCCUCUAGCUCUGACAGGGUAAUCCCUAGGAGUGGUGAUGGACCCCCUGUUAUGGUUUAGAUGUAGUGUUCCUCAAAAGCUCAUGUGUGAGACAAUGCAAGAAGAUUUGGAGGAGAAAUGAUUGGGUCAUAGCCUUAACCUAAUCACUAAAUUGAUCCUGAUGGAAUUAACUGAGUGGGAACUGGAGGCGGGUGGGGUGUGGCAGGAGGAAGUGGUUCACUGGGGGCCUGGCUUUGGGGUAUGUACUUGUAUCUGGCCAAUGGAAUCUCUCUCUCUCUCAGUUUUGUCUGAUCACCAUGUGAGCUGCUUCCCCAUACCACACUCUUCUGCCAUGAUGUCCUUCCUCACCUUGAGCCCCAAAGAAUGGAGCCGGCUGUCCAUAGACUGAGACCUCUGAAACUGUGAGCCCUCUAAUAAACUCUUCCUCCUUUACAAUCAUUCUGGUCAGGUCCUUUAGUCCCAGUGGCAAAAAAAGCUGACUAAAACACCCCCUCAGGCUGAGCCUGUUACAUAAAAUGGCUGAAAAUGUAGGACGGUCUCCAGAGAAGUGGUCAGGAACCAAAUGAGGCCAUGCCAGGGUAGUAUUGAUGGGCUCAUACAACUUAAAAGCCCAGUGAGAGGUGGAGAUCAAGCAUGGUUCAAUGAAGGCUCCCAUUUCACGGCCCUGCUGUCUUCAAUGCUUUUUGGAUCUCUUCUAUUCAUCUGAUCCUUAGUGUGUGGUCAUGGGCUGACUAUGGCAAUUUCAAGAGUACGUCUGAACCCUACGAUAACCGCAGAAAACCUCUAUUCCAUUGGUUCUCAAGAAAUUCUUUUCCAGAAGUUCCCAGUAAAUCUUGCCUUGUGCUUCCUUGGCCUGUUUUGGUUCUCAUGCUCAUUUUCUGAAUUGGCAGGAAAACGUACCUGCUGAUGGAAUUACAGCUAGGUUCUGGAACCCAUGGCACCCAAGGUUAUAAUUUCUCUUAGCCUAUCCACUGGAUAUUCUGAAGAAGCAGAAGCUGCAAGGGGAAGGAAUGAUUACUGGACUGAAUAUUGGGGACAAAAAGAAGGGAAGGGAUGCUGAAUUAACAUAAUGUCCAUUACGGCUGCGACCUGCAUGGCUGAACCCCCAGAAACCCACGAGGGGCAAUGGGAGAUUAAGAAAAACAGUGACCCAGAGCUGGAUCCACACAUUUAUUAUACAGGUUUUAUCAUCAAAAGGUUAUCUGUGAGAGAGUUUCUGCAAAGCAGGCAGGCUGGAGGUCACAGCGCUGAUGAGACAUUGUGAUUAUCUGGCUAUGCUCAGAAUCCUGUAACCCUGGGAGCCAGUGUCUGAGUUCAGAGUGACCACUGGUUGGCAUUGCCAUAGCAACUGGGCAAUAUUAACCUGUACUUUUGCACAGGGAGAGCCCAGCCCAAGCGCACCACAACCAUGAGGCGUUCAGACAUCUUGUUCCACAUCCCUACAUUAGAAUGGUCGUCUCUGUUUUGCUUCUCCUUUUGGCAGGAUUAAAUGCUGAGGCCCUUGGGACACAUAUUUGGGAAGACUUCUCACACCCAGUAAGCUCAUGAUUAAUUCUGACAGCUCCACUCAGAGAGGCUGACUCUCAGAGGGUGCCAUAGGUCAAGAAAGGUGUGGUAUCGCUUAUGAAAAAAGAAGAAGAUUCAAAUACCACUUUUAUGUUUGAAGCAUGGUUCUGUUACUGACCCAUAAUUUAAUUGUCUUGCAGAGUUAACUUCUCUGGGUCUCUGUAUUCUUAUCUAUAAACUAGGAGUCAUAGUAUCAUAUUCCAAGGUUAUAAUAAAUUGCUGACACCUAGAAACUGUUUCGGAAGUGUUAGAUUUUAUCUGUGUCACUAUUAUAUUUUAGUGGCUAUGAAUACCCGGGGAUAUUUUUCAUUCCCUUUUGAAGCUACUUACAUGAGCUCACUUUUUAAAUUUUAUUUUUUUUGGUACUGGGGUUUUAACCCAAGGCUGCUUAACCACUGAGCCACAUCCUCAGCCCUUUUUAUAUUUUAUCUAGAGACAGGGUCUUGCUAAAUUGCUUAGGGCCUUGCUAAGUUGCUGAGGCUGGGUUUGAACUCAUGAUCCCCCUGCCUCAGCCUCCCGAGCUGCUGGGAUUACAGACAUGCUUCUCCAAUGAGGACAUAGCUUGCCUUAUCACUCUCCCUCCUAUCACCCCAGUUCUUCUAGAUUGGGCUUUUGGUGUUCCAGCCCAUAACAAUACCAUACUCCACCAUAUGGCCCACCUGCAUGCUACUCUCCAUCCUUGAUCACCUCAGAUGGGACACUGAAGGCAGAAAUCACAGUCUUGGGUCAUCACUUGGGGUUCACCAGUGGGGACCAAGUGGCCCUCAGCCUUAUGGGUCAUCAGAAUCAUGUGGAGGGCCUGUCACAUCACUGUCCACCCCCCCCCCCAUCACCGUUUUGCUUCAGUAGAUCCAGGGUGGGACCUGACAAUUUGCAUUUUUAACAAGAUCCCAGAAAAUCCUGAUAUUGCUUGAUCCAGGAUUAUAAUUUAAGAGCCACUGCUGAGGGGGAGAUAGCUCAUCUGAGAGCAAUGACAGAUGAGAUGGAAGGAACAAGGGACAAACCCUGGAGCUUUGGGUGGGUGGCUUUUGAUGCUUCUCCUUUAGAGCAGUGGAGACUAUUGCCCCUUCCCUGGAAUCUAUUGGUCUGCUAUGACCGAUAGGAUGUGACACUGUGUGACUUCCCAGGUGUCUUGGAUUUUUUGCUGCUGCAACUAAAAGAAAGAAAAAAAUUUGAGGGAAAGUUUAUUUGGGGGCUUGUGGUUUCAGAGGUCUCAGUCCAUAGACAGCAGGCUCCAUACCCAAGGGCUCCAGGUGAGGCAGAACUUCAUAGCCGAAGAGUGUGGCAGAGGGAAGCAGUUCACAUCGUGAUCAGGAAGCAGAGAGAGACUCCACUCUCCAGAGACAAAUAGAGACCCCUAUCUGCCUUCAGUUACCACUCAAUCCCAUCAGAUGAUUAAUUCACUAAUUGGGUUAAGGCUGUCAUAACCCAAUUAUUUCUCUAAACCUUAUAUUAUCUCACACAUGAGCUUUUGGGGGACACCUCACAUCCAAACCAUAACACCAGGCUAGGUCAUAACAGGCCAAGCAGCUUCUCAGAACACCUGUUUCGGAGGAAGCCGAUGUAUGGAAGAAGGCCAGUUACCAUGAGAUGGCCAAGCUGUAGAGGUUAUGUAGGGUGUGGCUGAUGGUCCCAGAGGAGUUUAUUUCUAGCCAUCCCCAACCAGGUGCCAGACACAUGAAUGAAAUCAGCUUGGAGCCCUGAGUUCAACCCAUCUGCCUGCUGAGUACCAAAGUAACCUCCGUUGAAGCCAUAAGGAACUGAAUUGCCUAGCCAACCUGGGUCCCAGUUCUAACCAACUGAUUCCAUGUAAUAGAAUACUAAUUGUUUUAACCCACCAAGUCUUGGGGUACUUUGUUACUUAGUCAUAGAUAACUAGAAUAGUGUUUGGGGCAAGAGAGGAUAGGAGGGAAGCAAACUAUGAACAGCAAAUAGAGGGAAGGGCCUAGAGAAACCAUUGGCUUGCAUUUGGCGCCAUCUGCAGGAACCAUGAGUAGAAAUCUACCACCCACUGGGACUUUCCAUCAGUGCCAGAGCUGGGAGGUCCUUUGGAGAUCCAACCUCCAAGAAUUCUCCCUGAGCAAUGGGAAAGAGAUAUGGGAUAUGUAGACACCACAGAUUGGUUGCUUUAAUAGCCUAAUUCUUCUCACUUCCACAUUUUAAGAAGGAAAAGUUUAUUUGGGGGCUUUCAAAUGCACGUUCAAUCUCCCUACCGAAAGUGAGCAGCUGUGACAGAAAUGUCAGUUUCUGCAGAGAAAAAGUUUAGCUUUGCCAACUGAUGCAUUCAGAUUAGAUUACCCUGGGAUCCUCUUGAAAAGCAGAUUUUCAUUCUGGAUCUAGGAUGGGUCCUGAGGUUCUGCAUUUCUAAGUUCCAGGUGACACACUGCUAGUCCCACCACACGGUGAGUAGCAAGGGUUUAAAGUGAGACAGUGCUACAUUGUUGUUGAUUUUAAAAAUCAUUUAAAAUAAAUAAGCAGCAAAUCUUUUUCUAACCUUCCCAAGUUUCUGCUGUCAUGUCCUCAUCUUAGUGAGAUUGGAGCAAUCUCAUUCCUGCCCAAACCAGAAUAUUUUGGGGGCAGCUGGUUCUGCCUCCUGGAAAAGAGUAUGGCUUCCUUUUUGUCUUAUUGUAAAGGCUGCCGUCUGCACCAGUGUCUAUGCUUUGACUUCUUGCUGCCCUUGAAGGAGACUCUCGCACCUCUGCAGCAAGCUCUGUCUCAACAUUUGGAUAGGCAUAAAUUUGAAUUUCAUUUCUCAGUCUCUGCUACCUGAUGAGAAAAGUUUUAUCCAAUGCAAGUAAGUGGUCCAUUUUCCCUACCAUACCCCAUUCACCCAGGAAUCUCAAUGGCUCUGUUUAUUCCCUCAUUUGAUGCCAAAACCAUUAAAAUGAAAUUUACCCCUAAACAAACAAACAAAAAUGCACAUACAACUUCUUCCAACAACCAGGGGAAAAGGGUGUUUCCCAUCCCUUGGCCCCAUGGCUUGUUUUAGUCAAUUACAUGUCAGCGAUUGCAGUCAAGACCAAAACAUAGCUAAGCCCAGUCUAAAUUGCAAUCCACCAACUUGUGAGCAAAAUAAAUGCUUAUUUUUAAGCCA
Molecule: messenger RNA, 9500 nt
Organism: Marmota monax (woodchuck)
Lineage: Eukaryota; Metazoa; Chordata; Mammalia; Rodentia; Sciuridae
Gene: Colq
Product: collagen like tail subunit of asymmetric acetylcholinesterase
Exons: 17
Coding region: 264-1610 (448 amino acids)
Molecular function (GO): heparin binding
Source: RefSeq, a predicted model, not a curated record